This is a messenger RNA of Botrytis cinerea B05.10, 753 nucleotides long. RefSeq lists its product as hypothetical. Bases 303 to 647 code for a protein of 114 amino acids. The record is from RefSeq and is a predicted model, not a curated record. NCBI's taxonomy places the organism in Eukaryota, Fungi, Ascomycota, Leotiomycetes, Helotiales, Sclerotiniaceae. The transcript is spliced from 3 exons.
GACCUCUCAAAACCCUAAGCCAGAAUGCAGAUUGCGCUCACCGGGCGUAGUUUUGUACUGUUCGUGAAGGCCAGAGCUCUGGUACCCAAGCUCCAACCCCCGCAUACGUCAUCAUUAUUGAUCUGCAUCCAUUAAUCGACUAGCUAGCAAAGAAGCAAAGCAGCAAAUAAGUGACACAGCAUUUAUAUAUUUAAUUUAAAUCAAUUCAUUUUUAAAAGAGAGAGAUUUCAAGAACACACACACACAGACAGAGAACAAGAACUCCUUAAAGCAGAGGAAAGCAAGCAAGCAAAACAAUCAAAAUGACGGAAGCUACGCAUACGAAAUUGAUGGAUACGGAGAGGGGAGGGGAGAACACACCAUACGAAUCCCAAAAUAUAUUCACGCAGUCGCCUGCGAAAGAUCAGGGGACCUUUGGAGGCUCGACAGGACCCAGCGAAGCUACUCUCCAAAAAGCCGCAGAACACAAAGCGCGCGGCGAGCAGACGGCGGAGAAUAUCAGGUAUGGAGAGGCGAUUAGUGAGCAUGGGUUUGGAGGGGAGACGGCGGGGUAUAGUAUGGGAGUAGGGGGUGGGGAAAAGAAGGAGGAGACGGAGGAGACGAGGAGAAAGAUGGGCUAUGGAGGGGGGAACGAGAUUGGUGGUUGACAUGGAGAGAAUGGUGUGAAGGGGAGGGUGUUUACUAGAACUAUGGGGCUUUCGUUUAGAGUUUUAUGGUGUUUGGUUGAAAGUAGAUGAGAAUGGAAAUGAAUGA